Molecule: messenger RNA, 1109 nt
Organism: Penaeus monodon (black tiger shrimp)
Lineage: Eukaryota; Metazoa; Arthropoda; Malacostraca; Decapoda; Penaeidae
Product: putative polypeptide N-acetylgalactosaminyltransferase 10
Exons: 6
Coding region: 157-1041 (294 amino acids)
Cellular component (GO): Golgi apparatus
Source: RefSeq, a predicted model, not a curated record
AUAGCUCAGGAUUACCGAACAUGUGUCUGCCCAUUCAUUGAUGUCAUCGACUUCGAAACAUUUGCAUACCGAGCCCAGGAUGAAGGUGCCCGGGGAGCUUUCGACUGGGAACUAUUCUAUAAGCGUCUACCCUUGCUGCCCAAAGAUAAGGAAAACAUGCCCGAACCCUUUAAGAGCCCCGUCAUGGCAGGAGGCCUCUUUGCCAUCAGUACCAAAUUUUUCUGGGAGUUAGGGGGGUAUGACCCCGGCCUCGACAUCUGGGGUGGUGAACAGUACGAGCUUUCCUUUAAGAUCUGGCAGUGUGGUGGUACCAUGGUGGAUGCCCCUUGCUCUCGCAUUGGUCAUAUAUACAGAAAGUUUGCCCCAUUCCCCAACCCUGGGAUGGGUGACUUUGUUGGGCGGAACUACCGCCGUGUGGCUGAGGUUUGGAUGGAUGAGUAUGCGGAAUUCAUCUACAAGCGCCGGCCACACUACCGCAAUAUCGAUCCGGGUGAUCUUUCAGAGCAGAAGGCCAUCCGUGAGAAGCUGCAGUGCCGCCCCUUCCGCUGGUUCAUGGAGGAGGUUGCACCUGACCUGGUCAAAGUGUAUCCUCCUGUGGAGCCUCCAGACUUUGCCAGCGGGAAGAUCCAGAGUAUUGUAGACUCUAACCUUUGUGUCGACACAAGAUACAAGCGGCAUGGAGACCGAUUUGGUCUGCAGGAAUGUGGUCAUGGGGGUGAGCAGUCCUUCCAUUUGACCUGGCAUAAGGAUAUACGGCCAGGCAAGCGUUCAGUGUGCUGGGAUGUCUCCAGUGGUGAUGCUCAGGCACCAGUUUUGCUCUACAACUGCCACGGCAUGGGAGGAAACCAGAUGUGGAGAUACGAUCCGAAUAAAAAGUGGCUAGUUCAUGGAGGAAACCCAAGAUGCUUGGACAGCAACCCAGGAAACAAGGAGCUCUUUGUAGCCAUGUGUGACCCAAACCGUGAUACUCAGAAAUGGAGCUUUGAGAAGUAUGAUGCACAGCGACUGGCCAAGUGGGAUCAGGCAGGACCUGGUUUGUAGUUACUUGUUUUGCCCAGCCUCUCAUUCUUCCAAAGCAUUGUCAGAAAUAGAGAUUGAUUUAUAUUAUU